This is a messenger RNA of Daphnia pulex (common water flea), 2042 nucleotides long. RefSeq lists its product as uncharacterized. Bases 677 to 1891 code for a protein of 404 amino acids. NCBI's taxonomy places the organism in Eukaryota, Metazoa, Arthropoda, Branchiopoda, Diplostraca, Daphniidae. The transcript is spliced from 5 exons. The record is from RefSeq and is a predicted model, not a curated record.
GUUAUGGAACGUCUUGUUUUCCCCCGCAUAUCGACCACAAUGUCGACAAGUUAAGGUAAGACUCGCAGCCCGUUGCUAGGUAGGUACGUUUUACGAGAGGUCUUUGCACUAUCUGCGCCAAGAAUCGACGCCCGAUCGGGUUGGCUCCUCAACCGGAUUACAUCCAUCGUUAAAGAGCUCUAUUGUCUCAUACGCGUUUAUUUGUUAUGCAUCAAACUGAACCUUUUACGAGCCCCCCCGAAACCAUUUUGUUACGCGGACGUGUUGUUCCGCCCGCAACGCAAUUGUUUAUGGGCGAUCGUCGUUUGUGCUAGCCAGUGGCGGACUCUUUUUCUAUGUAUAGGCAAGUGUCAGAUGAUGGCGACUAGUUCUUUUCUCCGUGAGAUGGGGAUGUUAUAGGCUGACGACGUUUUGCGGUUGUCGUCGACAGCGAAACCUGUUAUGUUCACGCUUGAUUUCCCGUUCGUAACCAAGCAGCAGAAGACCAGUCAUUACACCCAUUAGAGACAACGUUCGCCACAACACCUUGCCGGCUAGUGGUAGAGAAAAAAACGAAGCCGGAAAAGUAGGAACGGAAGAGGAUGAAAGAGAAUUUUUCAGUUAUUCUACGGCCGGACCACUGGCCAGACGUUUAAUCGACAAGUUCUCGCGGAAAAAUCGUUAAAAAGAAAACAUCAUGACUUCUACUAUGAACAAGAAACAAAUUUCCUACGUGGUGGCUGGUCUGGUUACCUCGAUUGCAUUGAUUGCAUUCUGCAUCUGGGCAGGCGUCGGCGGAUUUUUCGACAGGUUCAGUCAUUCCCAAAAAAAAAAUGAGACGUCGGAACCAGUGAUGUCGAUUAAAGAUAGAAGAGGAUUCAUUUUCAGUCGAUCGUCUGAUCAUCCGGAAACUGUUCGAAUUAUUGCCAGUGUCGCUACGUCAAAACCUGUGCCCAUCACUCACCCCAAUGUUUCUUCAUCUUCCGGGGACCAUUUGGCUAAAGUUCAGCGUUCUGAAACUAUGGCGACUUUAGCCAACGAAGGAUCUAGCCAGUGGGCUCAACGCCAGCAUUUAACCCCGACGCCCAAAUCCUUUUUCGACCUACCCGACUCCCGAGUUUGGGGCCCUGCCUUGGUGCAGCAGCAGAGCCGAACGGCGAAUCGAAACAACGAACGCUCGGAUCUUUUUUACCAGCCGGUCGAUGAGUCUAUCAGAAACUGGGAUCACGAUUCUUUCAACAUGAGCAAACUACUCAACACUGUCAGCCGCAUCUUUGGCGUCGACUUGCAAGAAGAAGAUCCUCACGUGAAAGCCAACGAGAAUGCCAUUAGCGCCGAUCGUUCUUCGUGGGUGACGCUGAGUUAUUUGAGUCUCAGCAUCUUUCUUCUUCGCCAAAUGGAUCGACUCUUGAAAUUGCAAUCGGAGCCCGUCGAUCCGCUCCUGAUGGAAGAAAGAGGCCGAAGCAUGAGCAGCGCACUACAACCCUGGACUUACAAUAGUUUGAACUUGCUUUUCACCGAACCCAGUAACAACACGGACGUGGAAAAUGUAGUCAACAACGCGGCCGGUGAAGAUUCGGCCGAUGAUUACCUCUGGGCUGCUCACAAUAUCCUGAAAGCUUCCAAGGAUUCAAAUGGCGAAGGUUUAGACUGUAUUUGGUCUGCUUAUUGCACGGAAAUCAACAGCCGGGCAUCUCUGGAAGGAGUAACAGGAACAAUAGCAAAGAUGAACGCUGUAGUGUUGAAAAUGGCGACUGGCUGGCUGAGUCCAUCUACCGCUAUGAUCAAAUUGAUUCGCGCCCCUUUUGACUGGAAUGGAAUCGACUGCAAUAAAAUAUUCCCAAGUUGUAAAGCGGAUGAUGCCGUAAAUUACCUGGUCCGUCUAGCGACGACCACGUCUGGUUCCAACUAAAAUUCGGAGGGAUACUAUAACGGUGGAGGUAUUUCGGUUCGCAUAAACACACCGUUCGAGUUCUGUUACGUUGUAAUGUUCGUUAACUUGUCGCGUGUGUACGGGUUGGUUGGUGUAUCAUAUCAUUCUAAUAAAUCCUGAUUAUUGAGUA